AUGUCGGAGGCGACUCCCGAUCCGUCAACCUAUCUUGAACCUCCCAGCAACACCACCCAGAAAGAGGACCCAGGAGCUGAGGACACGGCUUCCAACAGCGAUGACGAACACUUUUCAGACGCCAGCGAAGGUCACGACGAUGUACAAUCAAGCCCCCAAUCCGGUAGCACAUCCCCUGUCCCGCGAACUCGCGUAGAACGGGUAGACAGCAAUCUACAACACGGCGAAGUGCCCGGCACGGCUGCAUAUGAAAUGAGAGAGCAAGACGCUGUUCCCGACGAGAUUGAAGUCCUUCCAGAGAGUGCUGAGGGUACUCAGAGCAAGGAUGUUUCGCCCGCGGGGUCGCAAGACCGACCCUUGACCCCAGGCGGUUCGCCAAUUCCGCGAACAAUGGUCGAAAAAGUUGACCCGGAAACGCCCAGCCAUGGCGAAGUUCCUGGAACAGAGGCAUAUGAAAAGCGUCAAGCUGAUGCCGUACCUGACUUCAUCAAGGUGGCUGAUGAUCCUGACGAUUCUCAACCUCCUUCUGUGGAUCAUGAAUCUCCGGAUGCCAACUUCUCUGAUCAGGAAAUUCCCGAGACUAAAGUUUCUCGAGUGGAAGCCAUGCCUACUGAGGAAGGGCUACUAUCACAUCCGAAAGCCCAUCAGAGCUCACCGAGUGACGCAGUGCCAGAUAUUGUGGAAACAGUGCCUGACGCCUCAAUACCCGAGGAGCCCUUGUCGCAAGACACUGCGGAAGAAUUCAGCGAAGACCAAGAGUUCGGAGAUGAUUUUGAUGAAUUUGUUGAAGAGCAAGACGACAUGGGAGACGACGAUUUUGGAGAUUUUGAUGACGGCUUCCAAGAGCCCACCGACGAUGUUAACGAGGAAGCUCCCAUGGAUGGCACCAUGACACCACAGCAGCCUCCUGCACUUCUUUCUGUCCCUCCUCUCAUCAACUUCGACGCCUUUAAAUCCACCUCCGAACUUCUCUCGGCCCUCCAAGGCACUCUCGAUAACCUUCUCCCAGCCUCUCAAGAUCUCGACUCUUUACCACCAGUCGAACCAAUCCCCGACUCCUCAGCAAUUUUCAGCACAGAGCGCUCCCUCUCCCUCUGGUCCCAGCUCGUGGCCCCACCCCCCCUCCAACCACAGAACUGGGUGAAGUCACGCAUCCGCCGACUUUUCCUUGUCUCUUUAGGCGUACCAGUCGAUCUCGACGAGAUUCUCCCUGCAUCCAAGCAAAAGAAGCUCAUCCUUCCGUCAAUUGACCUCGAUGGAGUCUCACCAACCCGCAACCAAGCCCCAAAAGAAGGCGAAGGCACCCAAAACACAAAUACGACAGGGCAGGCCCCUACGCGCAGCAAGACCACUCGCCGCGGUGCGCCCCCACCGCCGGAACUGGACCUUUCAUCUGUCCGUCGCCUGUGCGCAACCACCGAUGCUGCGCUUGGCGGUCUGACAGACCCAGAGCUGAAAGAACAUGUUCAGGAGUUGGAAAACGUCACGCUGCGCGCCAGUUCACUAUUGGAGUACUGGCUUAAGCGGCGUGAUGGUUUGGUUGGCGAAAAGGAGGCAUUUGAAGGGGUGAUUGAGAACCUUGUCAGUCAUGUCCGUCGGGUUAGGAAGUAA
Molecule: messenger RNA, 1611 nt
Organism: Penicillium atrosanguineum
Lineage: Eukaryota; Fungi; Ascomycota; Eurotiomycetes; Eurotiales; Aspergillaceae
Product: DUF5102 domain-containing protein
Exons: 3
Coding region: 1-1611 (536 amino acids)
Source: RefSeq, a predicted model, not a curated record